AUGUGUGAAGAAACGUUCCGCGAGACAUGUCAAUUAUUUGCGGACAGAUGUCGUCCAGUGUUUCUGAGGGAUAAGAUAUGUGAAAAAUUCAGGUUUCAUAAGAAGGUAGUAGUAGUAGUAAUAACAGUAGUAGUAGUUGUAGUUCUGGUAAUACUUAGUGAUAGUAGGGUUAGUAGUAGAUCAUUACAGCACCCCAAAGCCGAGAGCAUUCGCGAGGAUAACAAGGCCCAGCAAAUCGUCAGAAUCCCUGUCGGCGAAGUAGAGAAGCAAAGACAAAUUUGA
This is a messenger RNA of Acanthoscelides obtectus, 282 nucleotides long. Lineage: Eukaryota; Metazoa; Arthropoda; Insecta; Coleoptera; Chrysomelidae. The record is from the annotation of a GenBank genome assembly.